Zophobas morio is the source of this 1992-nucleotide messenger RNA. RefSeq lists its product as uncharacterized. The transcript is spliced from 4 exons. The coding region runs from base 544 to 1089 and encodes 181 amino acids. NCBI's taxonomy places the organism in Eukaryota, Metazoa, Arthropoda, Insecta, Coleoptera, Tenebrionidae. The record is from RefSeq and is a predicted model, not a curated record.
AGUAGAUAUGCAUGUAUGUACUUAAUUAAUGUCCAUGGUUGAAAGUAAAAAAAGAAACAUCCAAUCGAGACACUAGACGUCAUCUAGUGAUAUUUGAAAACUUCUGAGUUGGUGUUGGCUAAGUUGGCUUUGUUGGUGUGUGUUCUGUGGUUGGUUGCUUUAGCUCCAUUUCCGUAAACACGUGUGUUUGUGUUUGACAACUGUUCGAGUUUCGAGUUUUCCGUGCUGUUCGGUUUAACGUUCAUAACCUUAAAGGUUGUUGUGUUCUUUAGUUAUUUUACAAAUUGUUUUGCAUAAAUCUCAAUCUGGAACCACUGUUUGAACUAAAUAUUUUGUUUAUUAAGUGAAAGUGCACAACACGAGCACAAUAUUGUAGAUAUUUGAUAUUAUAUUCUUUCCACAACGUUGGUAGACUAGAAUAAACUGGACAAGUUAAGUCUGCCACCACUGCUCCAUUACCAACACCUCUCAGACGAGGAGUGUUUACCAGGACCCUCUGUUCUGCAACCGUCCCCUCCACCCUCUUUCGAUUUCUCCCAGUCGAUGUUCGAAAUCGAAGGAGGGAAUAAUAUUGAGCUCCUAAGAGCACUGUGCAACCAGAUGGAAGAAACCCCUGAGAAGCCGGCAACAUCUGCUGGUGCAUCCCCCUCUGGCACUGCGGAGGAAACCUCAACAGCAGCAGCUGCAUCCUCCCCACCUGUGUCAUUGUCGUCGUCUCCUUACCCUGCUACUGCUACUUCCACGUCUGCUCACCAGGUCCGCCAAACACUACCAACAACACUGCGUGCUCUUGCAACUCUUGCCGAGUCUGCUGAGUCUGAUGACUCAGCAGACGAAUUUCUGGAUGACAACAGUGCCGAGGCACUGUUAAGUGCAUUCAAACGGAAAGUUAGGCAGGUGAAAGCAAACCAUGUGGGGCGCCAUAAAGAACUAGUUACAAGAAAGAAAGUGAGUGAACGCAAAAUAAAGAAGCUUACCAAAGACAUUGCUUCAUUAGAACGACAAUUAGUGGAGGAACAAGCCAGGCUCAGGCACAUUGAAAAUGAGGGAAAAAAAUUGACUGAGCAAAGUGCCAGUGUUCAAGAUUAAAACAACAUAAAUUAUGAGUGAGUCACGUAGGAUACCGUGUCCCCGCAACUGGAUAACACCGUUCCAGCCCCUGCCAAAUGAAACACUUCAAGAAAACUAUCGACGCAUUUUUCAAGAGUACUUACCUGAGAUGAAGGUUCUUAAUGUGAUACCGCGCAACUUCAGAAAUAAGCCACGGUGUAACUGGAGUGUUCUAUUUUCUCGGGACAAACCCCCAGAACGUGGUUUAUUCCAAAUUAUUCGUGCUUUUCUCAAUGAGUGGAAACCAGGCAACGUAGGCGUAGGACGUGUAGAUAUAAUACGUUUGACUGCACAAACUCGUCGACCUUUGUUUGAGGUCAUCUACAAUGUAGAAUGUAAUUGUGAAGCUAUGGAAGUUUGUGAUGAUGACGAAGACAAUUUAGCGGAUGUUUCGGGGCAGGUUCAGGAGAUGAAACUUGAAGAAAUGUAAAAAAAAAUAUGAGCUAUCUCAUCUCAGCUAUAUCAGCUUCAUUUCUUAACCCCAUCAGGGCACUUACUGUCUUUGUUAAACUGUUUGCGAAUUACACACCUCAUUCUUCAAAAUGUAUAUCUGUUCUUGUGAAAUUUACGAUUUUUUUGGUUACUCUCGUGGUUGUGACCGUUGCUAUCUGACCAGGGUCAAGUUUUACGUGUUCGUAAAAUUGUACAACCAGGAAACGGCCUUUCUAAUAUAAUAAAUCAGCCGAUAUCACAACAAAUUUAAUCAGAGGUACUUAAAUAAACUUAUUUUUAUAUCCAUCUUUUUAGAUGUAAGAUCCUAAGGUUUUAAGUCUGUUAACAACAGAAAAAAUAUUUUGUAUAACAAGUGUAAUAGUUCAAUAAAUAAUAUUCUGUAGACGAUAAAUCACAUGUACGUAAAAAAAGUUCUUAUUAUUUUUAAAA